AUGGCCACGGGUGGUGGUGUUGGUGGCCUCUUCAUGAACGUCGCCGGACUAGCUCCACGCGCGGGGAAGUCAUCUCCACGGGUUCCCCAAGGAGCCACCUACAUCAAUAGGUGCUCCAAUGCAUAUUCGACUUGUUGUGCUACAAAGCCAGGAGUGCUACUAGUGGAAACACCCUCAUCAGAUAUGCUUGUUGAUUCUUUCGAGAGGCCUACUGCAUCCGAAUUUAUUGUUCCGUACUGGAAGUUCCUGAAGUGCUUGAAUCAUCCAUUUUGUAUUGGAAUGAGAUUUAACAUUCAGUACAGAAAUCAAGAUGUUAAUGAGCGAUCUAGAAUGAUUACAGGUAUUAAUGAAGUAGACCCCAUUAGGUGGACUAGUUCAAAAUGGAAGAGCCUGCUGGUAGUAAGAUGGGAGUAUGGCACAGACUGUAAUAGCCAAAAUAGACUAUCUCCAUGGGAGAUCGAGAUAGUUGGUGGCUCAGUCUCCAUUGCCCAGUGUUUUGUCCCUUUAAUAAAGGUCCUGGUUUAG
Messenger RNA from Triticum dicoccoides, 525 nucleotides. RefSeq names its product auxin response factor 3-like. Gene Ontology annotation, molecular function: DNA binding. Gene Ontology annotation, cellular component: nucleus. Gene Ontology annotation, biological process: response to hormone; regulation of DNA-templated transcription. Lineage: Eukaryota; Viridiplantae; Streptophyta; Magnoliopsida; Poales; Poaceae. The transcript has 6 exons. The record is from RefSeq and is a predicted model, not a curated record. The coding region runs from base 1 to 525 and encodes 174 amino acids.